AUGAGCUGGUUACGGUCCAGCCCGUUGCGGCAGAGUUUGAGCAAAACCACCAACGGUGGUGCUGACCGCUCACGUUCCGGUGCCGGAGGUGGUGGACUGUCGGUCAUCCGGCCAUUCGACGCAACCGAGUGCGAUCCUAAAGCAUGCUACGAUAGCUUCUGCAUCCACUGGCAGCAGGCGUACGACAUCAUCCAACGAUCGGAGAACUAUCGCAGCCAAUCGCAUGACGAUGUGCUGGGAGUUGUAACCCACCUGGAUCAUAUGGUGACAUUGCUGCUAGUGGAACUGCAUCACUGCAAUAAGCUAAGUCUGCCGGGACAAACGGCACCACCUGCACCCUGUUUGGAGCAUUUGCUGAGUGAAAAUCUCCUCGACAAAUUGUACGAGUGGGGCAUCAAAACCGGAAGAUAUGCAAAUGCCGUGAGGUUGGAACAGCUGAAGCUGUAUGAACAAUUGGUUAGUCACUCGCGCCAUCAGCUGUUAGUACAUGAACCCUUCCUGAGGCCACUGUUGAAGCUGUUGGCGUCGAGUCAAAACGAGAUAUAUCCUCCGGACGUAGAGAAGCGGCUCGUCAUACUACUAAAUCAGCUGUGCGUGGUGCUGAUGCAGAACGUGCAUCUUCUGGAUUUGUUCUUUUUCUCUACCAGCCAAACGCAAACCCAGCAAUCGAGCAAUGGUGGUCACACGAACUUCAUCAUAUUCUCGCUACUUAUACCGUACGUUCAUCGGGAAGGUUCGCUGGGUCAUCAGGCGCGUGAUGCUCUGCUCCUAUGCAUGGCCCUAUCGCAGAAGAACUCGAACGUUGGAACGUACAUCGCGACGUACUCGUCCAUCUGCCCGGUUCUAGUUACCGGGCUCGGUGGUCUCUACUCACGACUACCCAACCAGAUCGAAAUCAGAACCGUCGACUGGUAUCGCAUUACUACGGACGAUGUGACGGAAAUGCCCGAGUUGACGCUGUUUAUGAACUCGCUCGAGUUUUGUAACGCAGUCGUUCAGGUCGCCCAUACCAUGAUCCGGCAACAGUUGCUGGAUUUCCUCUACCAAGGCUUCCUGGUGCCUGUUCUCGGUCCGGCCAUUCUACAGACAUUUAAAGGGCAAGGUCAAUUCCAGACGAACGUCGAGUCGCAGGUAUCGGCGAUGGCGUAUUUCGAUCUGAUCGUUCGCUCCAUCACUGAACCGGGGUUGAUACAGAUCGUGAUACGCUUUCUGCUGGAUGAGGAAAAGUUCGACGGACAACGCAUACUGGACGUGCUGGUAGAACGGUUAAACAGCAACGAUUCGCGGCUUUGCAUGGUCACGAUCUCGCUGUUUGAUAGUUUGCUAAGCCUAAACUGCGAGGACAUAAUGCUGGAACUCAUGCUGAAGCAUCUGCUGCACUGCAAACACGUGCCAAUAUCGCACCGGUUCAAGAUCAACCGUGUCGAUCCGUACUCGCAAGCCGUGGAAUACUUCCUCAACAUUACGCCCGAUAUUAUGAAGAAGGUGAACAGCGUACUGAGCAUCAAUAACGGUGGUAUCGGAAGCGCCGGUUCCGGUCCGAAUCUGCAGCCGUUGGGUAACUAUCGUACCCUUGCCACCGGAGGCAGCAACGGAAGCAGUAGCGGUAAUAGUGGCAUCGGAGGAGGUACUAGCAACGCCAAUCUGAACGUCAGUAAAACAAUCGGUGCCAACUGGAACCACUACGGGCUGAACACGACGGGCGAGACGCUGUUAGCGAACUACCAAGCGUACCUGCUCGAUGCACGCAAUCGCAUCGUCCAAUGCAAGCAAGCCUGUGAUCAGUGGAACAACGUGUACCGUUACCAAAAACUAAGUAAAGCCAACUUUUCCCUGUCCCAAACGGAAACUGCGACGAACGGCAGCAACGGCGGGAGCGGAGACAGCAGCAGCAACAGUCUCGUGAAUCCCGAGGAUAUGCGCUCGUACAAAGUGCAGAUGAUCAAGGAUUUUCUGCAGGAGUUUUCGAUCGAUUCCGGAAUAGGCGAGUCGGAGAGCCGGCAGCCUUCGUCCGUGGCAGGAGCCGGUUCUGCCGCUCCUAGUGCAAUAAUAUUCGGUGGCCCGUUGGGACCAUCGGCCAGCGGUGGAAAGCAAUUAGAUAGUCUACAGUCGAUUGGUGACAGCAGUGGCUACGAAAGCUUGAACGUAUUUUCUCAAAUGGCCAACGAAGCGACAGCAGCAGCACCGAUGCAGGAAGCAACUAAACAGCAGCGGAUAGAUUCGUGGAAAGUGUCUAGCGUGCGGGAAGAACCAAUCGGUGAUCUUGAUUUAUCGGAGGAUCUGUUUGCUCAGGGGACAGUUAGCUUAGGUCCCUUUCUAACUGCAAUAUGGGGAAAGCUGCAAACGUUCACAAGUAAUUGCUUGUACGUGAACCUGCACCUCACGGGAUUGAUCACUCAUUUGACGCUGUUUCCUCUGCCACUGUUACAUUCGAUCCUUCUGCGGCCAGAUAUACCGACGACAUCCGAUACGCCAUCCUUCCACCAGGUGCUGAAAAUAUUGAAGCAACAAAUCGAUGCCGAACUUCCGGAUACGGACGAAUCGCUUGAAAUUGUGGACGUGGCACGAUCGUUUCUUGUAGAUCGCGAGUUUCGGCUUGUCAACAUGCGGAAGAAUGCCAUCGAAUCGGCUGCUAGUGGCAAGCUGCUGAACGGGGGAGGAUCGUCUAUGACUUCCAGCCUUUCGCAGACGACACCGAUGCAGCUGACGCCGAGUUCGUCGUACGAUCCGUUCAAGCGGCAAGACGGAAAGCGCAAGAGCAUCAGCAAUUCGUUCUCCAACAUCUUCCGCCGACCCGGUUCCGUUGCUUCAUCGGGUAUAGCACAGAUAGUUGAAUUUUUUACCGGAUCAAGCAAUAAUAACAACGGAUUGAACAACUCGCCAAACACCAGACAAUCGCAGUCCUUUGCGGGUUCAUCGAUGAAUGUGCCUACUGGCCACCACAACACAUCCCUAGGAGGAUCAUCCGGUUCUGGUGGGCAUCAUCAAGGAGCCUUAAGUGGCCUGCUUGUCGGAAGCACCCGUCGAUCGGAAUCUCGCGAAGCGGAAACGCAGUUUAUGUCGGUCGAGACACAACCCGUCAGCACCGGAUCAGUUGGGGGCCUCUCUUCAUCGGGUCAGGGACAGGGUUCGAAUGGGAAUGAUUUACAACUGCAGCUGCACGCCAACAGCCUCGAACACGGUCUUGCAAGCUACAGUGCUGGCAACGAACGGCAGCUUAACCUUGCCAUCGGAGCCGUCCUUUUGGACGAAUGGCUACGCGAGCUGUCCGCCGUCACGCAGGAACAAUGCAUUACGAUGCUCUCGGAACAGGUGCAACGGCAUCAACCGCAACAACAGACGAGAUCUAGCUAGGACGAGCACGUUUAAGAAAGAACCGAACAACCGAUUAUACCGAACAAGUUACUUUAAAGCGUUAAGUAACUUUUCCGAUAACGAAAAGCUUGUGAUUUAAUUAAGUAACAAUGGUGCGCGUUAGCGUUGCGCACUACUCUCGCUGUGAAUAUGUUUUAUAUUCUCAUUCAAAUGCAGUUGGUUUCGUUUGUAAAACAAUCGAGAAAAAAAUCGACGAAACGAACCGAAGCUCCUGGCGGAGUUUUAUCUAACCAUCCUGUUUUAUCUCAUCCCUCGGUCUGGCCUUAUGAACGCAAACGGAGGGAUAUUCAAAUCAAUGGUUGUGGAUCUCCUUGACGUCAAACUGAAACCAUUUAGCAAACCGAAUUCGUGUAUCGCUUUCGAUAAAAACACAGCAAAAAACCAAUGCAAGAGUUAUCUAGAAUUAGCAGGACCCAACCCAAGGCCAAAACGACAAAUGCAGCGUGUAAUUAUACUAAUAAUAUUCUAGUUCGUAAUGCAAACCGGCAAGAAAUGCGCGUGUUGCUUGCUGCAUUGAUAAGAAUGUAUUUUUUAGAAUGAUAUUGAACAACCUAGCCAAUAACAACCCCCUGUCGUAACCGUCGCUUUACCCCGGUAUUCAAUUCGUAAUACAAGAACGUGCAAACACCUCGUUCGCCCCCUGUGUACAGAACGUUAUACAACUAUUUAUCGUCGGGGCUGCUUUUUUCUGUGUUUUACUAAUCAGAGAAGCUGUUUGUGAAAGAUUUAAUAGGAGCACUUUGCUCCACUACGGGCCGUGAGAAGAGCGCCCCAUUCAGACAAACGAAAGCCAUUGGGACAUUUUGUU
Anopheles nili is the source of this 4183-nucleotide messenger RNA. Its product is annotated as FHIP family protein AGAP011705. Lineage: Eukaryota; Metazoa; Arthropoda; Insecta; Diptera; Culicidae. The coding region runs from base 1 to 3354 and encodes 1117 amino acids. The record is from RefSeq and is a predicted model, not a curated record. The transcript is spliced from 10 exons.